Homo sapiens (human) is the source of this 1599-nucleotide messenger RNA. It is a transcript of the gene HDDC2, whose product is annotated as HD domain containing 2. Gene Ontology annotation, biological process: deoxyribonucleoside monophosphate catabolic process. Gene Ontology annotation, molecular function: 5'-deoxynucleotidase activity. NCBI's taxonomy places the organism in Eukaryota, Metazoa, Chordata, Mammalia, Primates, Hominidae. Bases 336 to 803 code for a protein of 155 amino acids. The record is from RefSeq and is a predicted model, not a curated record. The transcript has 7 exons.
CUUUGCCCUUCCUGCGCCGCGUCCGCCACGCCGAAUUCCGGAAAGGCCCCAGUCCUGCGGAUGCGGCCGCGCGUUGCCGACGGUGGACGGAGGAAGCAGCCGGCGGGACAGGCUGGCCAGCUGGGGCGGCCCGGAGUCUGAGCCUAGAGCCUGGCGCCGCGAGUUACUUCCAGAAACAAGACUUUUCUCCCGGCCACCCCCCAAACGGGAUUUAAUGUAAUACACACGAGUUUCAUCAUGUGCGUCUUCCCCGUCUCUCUCCCAAGUUCAAAAGAGUCCCACGAACUGGCUGGGUAUACAGAAAUGUCCAGAGGCCGGAGAGCGUUUCAGAUCACAUGUACCGGAUGGCAGUUAUGGCUAUGGUGAUCAAAGAUGACCGUCUUAACAAAGACCGAUGUGUACGCCUAGCCCUGGUUCAUGAUAUGGCAGAAUGCAUCGUUGGGGACAUAGCACCAGCAGAUAACAUCCCCAAAGAAGAAAAACAUAGGCGAGAAGAGGAAGCUAUGAAGCAGAUAACCCAGCUCCUACCAGAGGACCUCAGAAAGGAGCUCUAUGAACUUUGGGAAGAGUACGAGACCCAAUCUAGUGCAGAAGCCAAAUUUGUGAAGCAGCUAGACCAAUGUGAAAUGAUUCUUCAAGCAUCUGAAUAUGAAGACCUUGAACACAAACCUGGGAGACUGCAAGACUUCUAUGAUUCCACAGCAGGAAAAUUCAAUCACCCUGAGAUAGUCCAGCUUGUUUCUGAACUUGAGGCAGAAAGAAGCACUAACAUAGCUGCAGCUGCCAGUGAGCCACACUCCUGAGACACUCUCUAAAUUGCUGCACUCCUGUAACAAACAUUAUUUUUCCAUUUCAUUGUAUUGUGUUUUGCCAUUGUUGGUCUGUUGAUUUCCCUAGAUGUGAGUCUGUUUGUUUUCAAUUGUCUGAACUUCAGCAAGAAAUGUGAUACAACUUGGGCACUAAAAGAAGCCACAGAACAGGAAGCGGUCAUGAAAGUGCCAUGGAUGAACACUGGAGGUGGCAGUGCCUGUUUAUGAACUAAAUAAAUAAAUAUUAAACACCUAAAAUAUUAGAAUAUUUAUUGGAGAUUUAAAAUCAUCUUAUUCUGACUUAAUUACCGAUAUCCCCGAAGGCUAGGUUCAUUGAAUAAUAGAAAAUUUCAUUAUGAUUGCUUUUAAGAACAGAUUCUUCAGCUGAUUUAGUGAUAAGAAUCCAGAAAAGAAAAUGUACUAGUGAUGUAUUCUCUCCCCAGAUGAAAUUGCUGCCUUAUUCAGAUUUACUCUCUUGAGCCAGAUUUUGAAUUUCACUGCAGACUGCUUCAGACUUCUAAUCAUAGGCUUGUAAACCUACUAAUAGGCUCUGCCCCUCUUCCCAAUACUUUUUGUCAUUUAGAGAUAUAAACCGGGGCAUAUAAAAAUGCAACUUGUAUUCCUUUGUAUAUUUUUCCCUGUCUGACUUAUAAAUCUUGAGACCUUUAUUGUAAAAGCAUGUAUCAUCAGGUGAGAAAUAUAAAUAGGAACUGGGGUCAUUGAGCCUCAGGUAGGGAAUAUAUCAACCCGAUUUCUUCCUCUCUUUUCCCUUUUAUAGGAUAAAUAAUCC